This is a messenger RNA of Phoenix dactylifera (date palm), 2451 nucleotides long. The record is from RefSeq and is a predicted model, not a curated record. NCBI's taxonomy places the organism in Eukaryota, Viridiplantae, Streptophyta, Magnoliopsida, Arecales, Arecaceae.
AAAAACUUCGUCUUUGGAAGCCCCAGUAGCUGAAACGAGGGUUUUCUAACAGCAUGGGAAAAGCGUCAAGAUAGAGUGCAACGAGGGAAAAGCAUCGACGAGUCCAAGACAAAUGCAAUCCCAUCUCCAAUACCUUACCAAAGCCCUUCCUUUACAAACCUGGAACCGCAUGAUUCGGGCCUCCACGCGAAAUGGAUCGUACCUGGAAACUCUCCAUCUCUACUCCUCCAUGGUGAGAUCCGGCGUUCAUGGCGAUGCCUUCACCUUCCCCUUCGUCGCAAAAGCCUGCGCGAAGCUGCGCUCCACAAGAGAGGGCGGGAAGCUCCACGCCCAUGCUCUUUUGAUGGGCUUCCAGGGGAAUCACUUCGUACAGACCUCACUAAUGGAUAUGUACUCUAAAUGCUAUAAUCUAUCCGACGCACGCCAAUUGUUUGAUGAAAUGCCCCGCAGAGGCUUGGUCGCCUGGAAUUCCAUGAUCUCCGUCUACAGUCAUGACUUUCAAAUUAACAAGUCGUUUGAACUCUUGAACGAGCUGCGUGCGCUUGGUCUCAGGCCCACCUCUAGUACUUGUGUAAGCCUUGUAUCGGGUUGUGCAUGCCCUGUUGCAGCCAUAAUGUGUGGUCUUUCGGUCCACUGUUAUGGGAUUAAAGUUGGGUUUCAUUCAGAUUUACGGUUUUCUAAUUCAAUUUUGAGUAUGUAUGUCUGGUUUGGCCAUGUUGAUGAUGCCCGUUCCUUGUUUGAUUCUAUGGAGGAAAAAUCCAUAGUCACUUGGACCGCAAUGGCCGGUGGCUUUGUGAGGGUUGGAGAUAGUAUGAAGGUGUUUGAUCUCUUCAACAAAAUGCGUAGUGCAGAUAUCAAUCCAGACUCUGCUGCAUUCAUUAAUCUUAUCUAUGCUGGCAUCCUUACGGGGAAAUCAUCGAUAGCCCGUGCAAUCCAUUCUGUAUUGAUUAAUAAUGGAUUUGAUCAAAAGUUAGACAUUGCCCCUUUAUUAGUUACCUUAUAUUCAAAAUGUGGAGAAUUAACAUCAGCUCGAAAUGUUUUUGAUUCUAUGCGGGGUAAGGAUGUCUUUUUGUGGACUUCCAUGAUCAGUGGGUAUGUUCAAGGUGGGCAUUCAAGUGAAGCAUUGGUGCUAUUUGAGAACUUGUUAAGUUCAAAUACUAAACCAAACAAAGUUACCAUUGCCACAGUACUUUCAGCUUGUGCUGAUUCUGGAUCACUUAGUUUUGGGGAAAAGAUUGAAGAGUAUGUAAUGGAGAAUGGGUUUCAAUCAGAUUUGCGAGUUCAGACUGCAUUGAUUUACAUGUAUUGCAAGUGUGGAAAAAUAGAAAGAGCGAAAGAUAUUUUUGAUGGGGUUUCUGCAAAGGAUAUUACUAUGUGGAGCACCAUGAUAAAAGGUUAUGCCUGCCACGGGAAAGGAAGAGAAGCUCUCACCCUCUUUGAGGAGAUGCAAAGGAAAGAAGCUAUUAAGCCGGAUGCCAUUCUUUUUACCGACGUCCUAUUGGCAUGUAGCCAUUCUGGGUUAGUAGAGGAAGGAUUGCAAUGUUUCAUUAGCAUGCAGAAGGAUUAUGGUGUUGAGCCUAACAUAGAGCAUUAUUUGUGCAUAGUGGAUCUUCUUGCUAGAGCAGGUCAUUUCAGUUCUGCCUUUAGAUUUAUUAAUAGUGUGCCCAUUCAAGCAAGGAAUCAGGUGUUGGCUCCCUUACUUAGUGCCUGCAGAACUCAUCAUGACAAUCAGUUUGGAGAGUUGGUAUCAGAACAACUGUUUAAACUGGAGCCUCAGAACACUGGCAAUUAUGUAUUAAUGUCUAAUGUUUAUGCUUCUUCAGGGAAGUGGAAGGAGGUUAUAGGGCUUAGAAAUUUAAUAAACAGGAGAGGAUUGAUCAAGGAACCUGGAUGGAGUAGGAUUGAGUUAAAUAGCUGAAUGUAUCGAUUGUUUACACAAUUGCUUUAUUUAUAUGAGCACCUUACUCUAACAUUCUCCUCUUUCUAAUAUCAUAAACCGAACUUCAUCAACAGUCAAAAGUGAGCAAUUAAAGAUCUUGAAGCAUCAUGAUUUGAUUAUGAACCAGUAUGUCCUGUGGAUUGUUUUCUUUUUUCUCAAGAAGAAGAGGGUUUACAAGAUUUCUGAAGUCAUUGCACAUAAUGGUUAUUUGACUAGAAGUUGAAGUGCAAGCUUCUCCAUCAUUAAAUGGUUGAAAACAAAAUAAAGAAAUAUGUGAUGAGUUUUAGAACCACUUCAAGUUCUCAAACUUUAUCCAGAAAGCAUGUCUUCCAUCAAGUCUUCCCACAAAUUCUACUUUCUGGUAAUAUGAAGCAUUGUUCGAUCCAAGGUAGAGGAUCCAAUGUAUGCCCUUCUGUCAUGUGCCUUUGCAUAUCUUGAGUACAUGACAUGCAAAUACCAUGGUGAUUUUGCUUUGAUACAAAUUGUGGCUGUGAUGUCAAUAUGGUUGACAG